UGUGUGUUCUCUCCGUGCAGAUAAAAAAUGCUGCGGCCAAUGUUCUGAGGGAGACUUGGCUCAUCUACAAACACACCAAACUACAGAAGAAGAUUGACCACUCCAGAGUCCGCAAACACCAGAGGAAGUUCCUGCAGGCCAUCCACCAACUGCGUAGUGUGAAGAUGGAGCAGAGGAAACUGAGUGAUCAGGCCAACACUCUGGUGGACCUCUCAAAGAUGCAAAGUGUGAUGUACGAGCUGAUGUCGGAGCUGAACGAUCGCAGUGAGGACCUGGAGCGACAGAUGCUGUCUCUGGAAACGCGGGUGGAACAGCUGACCGCUGGCUUUAGUGCCCUGCCUGCCCACCUGUCUGCCACUCUGUCUGCCCAGCACACCACCUUGCUCCACCUGCUCAGAGAGAGGGACUACAGGGGAGGAGGAUGGGGAGGUGCAGGUGGAGGAGGGACAGCCCUGGUCCCUGUUGCUCAGCUGGCCCCUGCCCAUGCCCUGACCCCAAGCCCAACCCUGGCCCCAGAGCCACAGCAGCCCCCAGAAGGAACCAUAGAGGGUAGCACUAGUGCCAAUACUAGCACCUCCAGUUGUUGAAGAGAGGAGGAGGAGAGGAUGGGAAAUGGAAAGAAGAGGUGAGGGUAGAGGAGGAGAUAGAGAGCCAGUAGGAAUACGGGAUGAGGAGGUCAGCCCCAAUACUAGCAACUUCAACUCUGCAGA
Molecule: messenger RNA, 710 nt
Organism: Oncorhynchus tshawytscha (Chinook salmon)
Lineage: Eukaryota; Metazoa; Chordata; Actinopteri; Salmoniformes; Salmonidae
Product: small conductance calcium-activated potassium channel protein 3-like
Exons: 3
Coding region: 165-587 (140 amino acids)
Biological process (GO): potassium ion transmembrane transport
Cellular component (GO): plasma membrane; neuron projection; neuronal cell body
Molecular function (GO): calmodulin binding; small conductance calcium-activated potassium channel activity
Source: RefSeq, a predicted model, not a curated record